AUGUUCAAGGUUUCUGCCAGAUCUUUCUCUGCCUCCGCUUCCAACGCCUACAAGGUUGCCGUGCUCGGUGCCGGUGGUGGAAUUGGCCAGCCAUUGUCGCUUUUGUUGAAGUUGAACCACAAGGUUACUGACUUGGCCCUUUACGACUUGAAGGGCGCCCCAGGUGUUGCUGCCGAUGUUUCCCACGUCCCAACCAACUCCACCGUCAAGGGCUACAACCCUGACUCUUUGGAGCAGGCCUUGUCUGGCUCUGACGUUAUCGUUAUCCCAGCUGGUGUCCCAAGAAAGCCAGGUAUGACCAGAGACGACUUGUUCAACACCAACGCCUCCAUUGUCAGAGACUUGGCCAAGGCUGCUGCUGACUACGCUCCAAACGCCUCCCUCUGUAUCAUUUCCAACCCAGUCAACUCCACCGUGCCAAUUGUCGCUGAGGUGCUCAAGUCUAAGGGUGUGUACAACCCCAAGAAGUUGUUUGGUGUCACCACCUUGGACGUCUUGAGAGCCUCCAGAUUCGCCUCUGAGGUUGCCGGUACCAACCCUGUCAACGAGAAGAUCACCGUUGUCGGCGGUCACUCUGGUGUCACCAUUGUCCCAUUGUUGUCUCAGACCAACCACAAGAGCUUGGACGCUGAGACCAGAGACGCCUUGGUCCACAGAAUCCAGUUCGGUGGUGACGAGGUUGUCCAGGCCAAGGACGGUGCUGGUUCUGCCACUUUGUCCAUGGCCCAGGCUGGUGCCAGAUUCGCCGGCUCUGUCUUGGACGGUUUGGCUGGUGAGACCGACGUUGUCGAGCCAUCUUUCGUCGACUCCCCAUUGUUCAAGGACGAGGGUGUUGACUUCUUCUCCUCCAAGGUGACCUUGGGCCCAGAGGGUGCUGAGAAGAUCCACGGUUUGGGCGAGUUGUCCGACUACGAGGAGGGCUUGAUCAAGAAGGCCAAGGAGACCUUGGUUGGCAACAUCAAGAAGGGUGUUGACUUUGUCAAGCAGAACCCAUAA
This is a messenger RNA of Candidozyma pseudohaemuli, 996 nucleotides long. It is a transcript of the gene MDH1-1, whose product is annotated as malate dehydrogenase. The transcript has a single exon. Lineage: Eukaryota; Fungi; Ascomycota; Pichiomycetes; Serinales; Metschnikowiaceae. Bases 1 to 996 code for a protein of 331 amino acids. Gene Ontology annotation, cellular component: mitochondrion; cytoplasm. Gene Ontology annotation, molecular function: L-malate dehydrogenase (NAD+) activity. Gene Ontology annotation, biological process: carboxylic acid metabolic process; tricarboxylic acid cycle. The record is from RefSeq and is a predicted model, not a curated record.